This is a messenger RNA of Pseudophryne corroboree (corroboree frog), 4122 nucleotides long. RefSeq names its product nucleotide binding oligomerization domain containing 2 (gene NOD2). Gene Ontology annotation, biological process: response to muramyl dipeptide; defense response to bacterium; positive regulation of canonical NF-kappaB signal transduction. Gene Ontology annotation, cellular component: cytosol. The transcript is spliced from 13 exons. The record is from RefSeq and is a predicted model, not a curated record. Gene Ontology annotation, molecular function: protein binding. Lineage: Eukaryota; Metazoa; Chordata; Amphibia; Anura; Myobatrachidae. Bases 568 to 3585 code for a protein of 1005 amino acids.
AUCAUAUGCAGGGAGAACUGGGCUGCAAUGGAGGUCAUGCCCCCAUCCCAGUGCCGACCGCCACCAACUGUCACCCAGACAGCACCAGCCGUGCUCAAGAAUGUCUGUAGGCUGCAGCCAGUGCAGCCUGUACUGCAAACGUUGGCUGGCACCAGUGUUGAGGCGGGCUCUGCUGCGAGCACACAAACAUGGAAGCAUUGACGAGCUGAUCAUGUAAAGCUGGAGCAGAGGUUCGGCGCCACUCCCCCCCCCCCCCCCCCCCCAUCCCGAUUGCAGGCCGCGUCCAGCCCCAUGUCCAAGCUCCGCUGGAUCACACAGGAAAGAGACAGGUGUGAGGUACCGGAGAAGAGGGACCCAUCACUUCCAUUCCGGAUGUCCGAGUGUCCACCCGUCCUGUGUGACCCUGCUGUCAGUAUAAAAGGAGCACCGGUGGCUGGGACCCGGGAGCUAAAGAGGAGGUUUCCAUUUGAGAUCUCCCUCCCACAACAGAAACAAUCAACUACAGUAGAGGUAUUUUUCGUCUCUCCUGCUUGGAAUGUUUGAUGCGCCCCAUGACCAGAAUGUGGGAUGAGCUCACUGCAAACUGUCCAAGCUAAGAGAGAUCACUUGGUAUCUAAACUGGCUGAAGGCUCUCGGGAAAAAUAUGAAUACUUGCUUGAUCACCUUCUCUCAUGGAAUGUCCUCAACUGGGAAGACUAUGCAGCAGUCAGUCUUGUAAGCUCACCCUUGUCCAAUCUAGUCAGGCAUCUGCUAGAUGUUAUCACCUGCAAAGGUGAAACGGAUUGUAAACACUUUUUAGAUGCUUUUCGGAAAGUUGAGAAUGCAUCCCAUGAGGACGAGGUCUGUCUGCAGGUUCCUGAGGAUGUUUCUCAUCCUUGUCAGUAUCUACAAAGUCAGCGGCCAAGGGUUGUUCGAUUAUUGUGUAACUACAUAAGUGCUAUUUCACAACAACUUGUGGAGCGUGGCUAUGUCUCAAAAUUUGAAAUUGAAGAAAUACAACUACUUAUCUUUUCAUCUCCACAAAAGGCAAGACGACUCCUUGAUCUCAUCAGGUUAAAGGGAAAUGAUCCAGCCCAUUAUCUGAUAGCAUUUCUCCGCAGCGUAGAGCAGGGGGGCGCAGCACAAGUUGCAGAUGUUUGUCUGGCAUAUCAGAAGAAAUUGAAAAGCACCGUUUCUGCCCAGACAAAGUUCCUUAGCACAUACGAUGGGUCUGAGAAUAUGUGCUUGGAGGACAUCUACACAGAGAAUGUUCUGGAGAUACCAAAAACUUCAAACAUGUCAGAACAUAUUCAAGGUUUCCAGAACCAGGGACUUCUCGACAUUUUUAACUCCCAAGGACUUGUUAAUGAAGAGGCAGAUACUGUUCUAAUACUUGGACAUGCAGGGAGUGGUAAAAGUACAUUGCUACAGCAAAUCCAGCAUCUAUGGGCUGAAGGUCGAGCAUUUAAAAAAUUCAGCUUCAUCUUCCCAUUUAGUUGUAGGAGGUUGUGCUGCAUCGACAAGCCGAUUUCUCUAAAAUCACUUCUUUUCGAGCAAUGUUGCUGGCCAUCAGAACAACUUCAGGAUGGAAUAUUCCAGUUCAUUCUGGACAAUCCUGGCCAAGUGCUCAUUACUUUUGAUGGAUUUGAUGAGUUCAAAUUUGCUUUCACAGAUCAUAUAAAGCAUUGUUCUCCAAUUGAGUCUACAAAUGUAGCAAGCAUUGUUUUUAACCUGAUCCAAGGAAAUUUGCUUAAAGACUGUAUAAAAGUAGUAACCAGCAGACCCGAUACUGUGACGGCAGAUUUGCGGAAAUAUGUCAAAAAAGAAUUUCAUUUGAAGGGAUUUUCAGAAGAUGGGAUUGAGUUCUUUAUGAAGAAGCAUCAUCCAAACACAUCAGACGACAUCGUCAGUUUGGUAAAAGCCAAUUCCUCUCUUCAUGGGCUCUGUCAAAUUCCGGUUUUCUGCUGGAUAGUGUCAAAGUGUCAUAAGCAACUCAUUGAAUGUGGUGACAAAACACCGCAGACCAUGACUGAUAUGUACUUUCUAACUCUAAAACAUUUUCUUAUUCAUUCUUCACCAAAUUCAUCUCUAAAGAAGAACAUUCUGUCCGAAAGACUGAAUUCAAUUAGGCACCUUGGUAAAAUCUCUUUCAGUGGUCUCUGCCAAGGGAUGUAUGUGUUUUCUGAUCAAGAUCUUGCUAACGCAGAUGUUACAGAAGAAGAUAAAUCAUUAGGGUUUCUUGUCUUCUCCAAGAAUUUUGCAAAUGAACAACUAAUUUCUACUCAAUACUAUGAAUUCCUUCAUAUCACUUUCCAGUGCUUUUUUGCAGCACUGUACAUUGCAUUGAGUGAUGAUGUGGAUUCUACUUCUCUAUAUCAGUUAUUUAAAUGGAACAGGAAGUCAACAAGAGAAUCGCUUGUACAAAGGCUACUUCCAUGUUUACUCGGUGGAAGACCAAAUAAUCCUAUAAUACAGAACAUGGAGAUUCGAAAUCUCCAGAUCACAGCAACAUUUGUCUCUGGUCAGUUCUCCUCUGUACUUUAUGAUACUUUGCUUGAUUCAUGGAAGUCAGAAAAACUGCCUAGGAAAUGUAAAACCAUUAAGAGAUAUUUGGCUAGAGGUAUCCAGAAACACUUUAAGUCUAUACCACCUGCCGUGAGGGAUGAAAAGAAAAGCAUGCAUGCUAUGCCUGAAUUUGUAUGGCUCAUAAAGUGUAUUUAUGAAAUGCAAAAUGUUCCACUGUCCAAGAGAGCAGUGGAAGGUCUUGUGGUUGAUCACUUGAAGAUGACUUACUGUGGGAUCGGACCUACUGAAUGCACAGCAUUGGCAUAUGUACUGAAGCAUUUAAAGAACCCAGUUGGCAUACAGCUGGAUCACAAUUCUGUUGGUGACAUUGGAAUUGAGCAGUUGAUACCCUGCCUUCACAAAUGUCACGCUCUGUAUCUGAGAGAUAAUAACAUCUCUGACAAAGGACUGGGAUGUCUCAUGAAGCAUGCUUUACAGUGGCCACACUUCCAGAAGAUUGCUUUAUUCAACAAUGAGCUGACUAGUGAAUGCAUGAAUUCUAUUGCAAACAUGUUGACGGAGAAACAGAACUUUUUGUCCUUAAGGCUGGGGAAUAACUUUAUCAAUGAAGUUGGAGGACAGAUACUAGCCAGAGGACUAAGUGAAAAUAAAUCUAUACAAUACCUAGGGCUGUGGGGUAAUCAAGUAGGCGAUCUUGGGGCAAAAGCUAUUGCUGAUGUGUUACAAAACAACAAGAGUUUGGUGUGGCUCAGCUUGGUGGGCAACAACAUAGGAAGCGUGGGAGGACAGGCGCUAGCUGGCAUGUUGGAGAAGAACACUGUGUUAGAGGAACUCUGGUUUGAUGAAAACAAACUCCAGGACAGUGACGCCAUCUCGUUAGCAGAAAGUCUGAAGAUAAACCGCACCUUGAAGGUUUUAAAGCUUUCUAACAACAAUUUCAGUUACCUCGGUGUCUCUGCCCUGGCUGACACUCUGAAGUACAACAGCAUUAUUACGGAAGUCUGGCUCAAAGGAACUAAUCUCACAUCGGACGAGAUGGAAACAUUUGACAAAUUUGAUCACUUAUUUGUAAAAGGAUGAAGAAAUGAUCAACUGUAAUAAAGCAGCCAUACAGAACCAGCUGACACAGCCUGAAAAAGAAAUCGUGACUAAAUAACAUUAUAUAUAGAUAUUACUAUCUACAAGAGAAUCUACCGAGCAGUUGUAGCAAACUAAUGGUUCAGAUAUCGUUCUUUUUUCUUGGUGUUUUUUUAUAGCCCCAGCGCUGAAAUGUGGACAGCUGCAAACAGUAUGUGUGAAAGAACAAUUGCAUCCUAGGAAUAUUUUCUAUUGUAUUUAUAAUACCGUUAGGGCUUCUCCAUAACGGUUUACAUAAAGCAAUAUUGCUUGUUUUAACUUGCAAUGGGGCCGUUACACUAAUUAAUAUAAAUUACACAACACACGGUUUUUAUAAUAGGAUACAGAAGAGUAUAUUAGCAGUCACGGUUGACCCAUUUUCUGAAUUUUGUAGUGACACAGGAUAGCAGAGCAGUGGCGUAACUAGAAAUUUCUCUUACGUCCUAAGGGAUGCUGGGGACUCCGUAAGGACCAUGGGGAAUAGACGGGCUCCGCAGGAGA